This is a messenger RNA of Zingiber officinale, 859 nucleotides long. Its product is annotated as auxin-responsive protein SAUR32-like. Gene Ontology annotation, biological process: response to auxin. Lineage: Eukaryota; Viridiplantae; Streptophyta; Magnoliopsida; Zingiberales; Zingiberaceae. The record is from RefSeq and is a predicted model, not a curated record. The transcript has a single exon. The coding region runs from base 252 to 608 and encodes 118 amino acids.
GGGAACUCCCCUCUCUCUCCCCUGUUUCAGUAUUAAAAAAGGCUGCGUUCUUUUAAUGUUGCUGCAGCAGCAACAACUGCUCCACAUCUUCUCUUCUUCUCCUCGAUCAUGUCGAAUCUUCCCAAAUCCCUCCGUGAUGCUUCCUUGAAUCUCUCCCACCUCGCCGUCUUCAGCUCCGAUCCCUGGCCCUUCAUUUCCUCCAAUUAAUCAUUUCCCUGCUCUGCUUUCAAUCAUUUCAGAAAUUCGACGGCAUGCCCGGGAUCCACAUGCAGAUGCUGCACCGGGUGGCGAUCGGCGGCGGAGGGGGGAGGAGGGGCUGCGCGGCGGUUCCUCCGCCGCCCAGGGGGUGGAUGGCGGUCAGGGUGGGGAGCCAGGGGGAGGAGCAGCAGAGGUUCGUGGUGCCGGUGGGGUACCUGAACCAUCCUCUGUUCCUGGCGCUGCUCCGCGCGGCCGAGGAAGAGUACGGCUUCCACCACUCCGGCGCCAUCACCCUUCCCUGCCACGUCGAGCACUUCCGCCAGGUCCAGGGCAUCAUCGACCGCGACACCUCCACCUCCGCCGAUCACCGCCACCACCACCACCACUUCCAUCUCUGUUUCAGAGCCUAAAAUUUCCUUGCAUACAACAACAACAACAAAGAGGAAAGAGGAAGAGGAACAAGGCUUAAUUAAUUAGGCAGUAAUGAAUUAGAAGUAGGCUUCUAAUUAUAAAAAAUAGUUAAGAGUUUAGUUUUCUUUUUAAUGUUUUGUUUCAUCUUGUAAGAUAACUAUGAACAACUUGUUCUUUCUUAAUUAUAUUAAUUGGUUUUCAGUCAUAAAAUUAAUGAAUUAUUAAAAAGAAAGUCAAAGUGGAGAAUAAA